AUGUCCGAUACUAAUCCGUCUAUGUCCAGUGCAAACUCUAAAAGAGAGGACAGUAACGCUUCUCAAUCAAGCCAAACACUAUUCAGUUCUUCCUCAAAUACGUCUACUUCUACUAAUUCGGAAGCUUUGUCAGCAUCUCCUUCUUCCUCCCCCUCGGCGACUGAGUUGACCAGUAUUCGCCCAAUUGGUAUAGUUGUUGCUGCUUAUGAUUUCAAUCACCCCAUAAAGAAAGAUGGCUCUUCCCAACUUUUAUCUGUGCAACAGGGAGAUACUAUAUAUAUACUGAAUAAAAAUUCGUCUGGAUGGUGGGAUGGAUUAGUCAUUGACGACAAUAGUGGGAAAGUUGAUAGAGGCUGGUUUCCUCAAAACUUUGGAAGACCGUUAAGGGACAGUCAUUUUCGGAAGCAUAGUCAUCCGAUGAAAAAGUACAGCUCAAGUAAAAGUUCAAGACGCAGUAGCUUGAAUAGUUUGGGUAAUGGUGCGUAUUUGCAUGUGCCCAGAAAUCCAAGUAAAAGUAGAAGGGGAAGCUCUACUUUAUCAGCGUCACUGGCAACCGCUCACAAUGCAGAGUCAAGUACCGGCAACAAUAAUGCUACAUCUGUGAAUAAUUCUAGUACCUUUUCGACUUCGAAUGAUGAUUCCCAAGUGACCCCUGAGUCGUCAAACUUCAACUCCAAUACCAGCCUUACGCAAGAUUUAACAAAGAGUGCUGAACGAUUAUCCAAAACGAAUACAAAUACAACGAUGAAUGACAGAAAUACCGAUAUUCAAUCUUAUAGCGAGAAGGCAAGCCCCGUACCAAUUCCAGAGGAUACUAUCAAAAUAUUACCGUUAGAAGAGAUAGAAAUGAUAAUAAAUGGGAUACACUCCAACAUUGCAUCCACUUGGUCCCCUAUACCUCUGAUAUCAAAAACAUCAGAUUAUAAAUUGGUAUACUACAACAAAGAACUGGAUAUUUAUUGCUCAGAAUUACCUUUGAUUUCAAACUCAGUCAUGGAUUGCGAUGACAUUUGUGAUAGAGAACCAAAAUUCCCCUCUAAUGAUCAUUUGAUCAAAUUAUACACAAGAGAUUUAAGGAAAAACGCAAAUAUAGAAGACAAUUCGACAAGGUCGAAACAAAUGAGAAAUGAACAGGACAGGCCGACUCAUUCAAUAGAACAACAAGACCCAGCGCAAAUUGAUCAUGUUGAUGACGAUGAUAACGAAAAUAAUAAAAACGAAUUUGAUGGGGCUGGUCCUUCAUCAUUAAAUUCUUUGUCUGCCGCCGACUUGGCACAAAAUCAGUCAAGAACAUCCCCAUCUCGUUCUUCUCUAUUAGCGAAAAGCGAUAUAUUUUACCAUUACUCAAGAGAUAUAAAAAUGUGGAUAGAGUUACAAGAUUUGACUGUUUACUAUACAAAAACAGCUCACAAGAUGUUUCUCAAGAAGAGUCGUCAAAAUUUUACAAAGUACUUCGAUCUGAUAUCAGAUUCGAUAGUAUUUACGCAAUUAGCCUGUAGGUUAAUGCAACACGAAAUCAAAGCAAAAAACUGCAGCAAAGAAAUUAAAAAGAUUUUUAAAGGUCUGAUCUCCUCAUUAUCAAGGAUAAGUAUUAAUUCUCAUUUAUAUUUUGAUUCUGCUUUUCACAAGAGAAAAAUGGACACGAUCAAUGGUAAAGGCAACGAUGACCAGGGGAAUAAUGGUAUUAUAGGAGAGGCAGAUGAAAAUAGGAACGAAGGAGAGAAUGCGCACGACCUUGUUUCGGCGCCUUUAUCUGGUAAACGUAACGUCAGUACUAGUACAACGGAUACUUUAACGCCAACAAGAUCAUCCUUUAGUACUGUCAAUGAAACUGAUAUGGAAAACUUUCAGCUUUUAGAUCCGAGAAAUAGUAUCAAUUCCAUGGUAACCCCGAGAACUUCAAUACAAAACUCUACUUUAGAGGACAUUUCUCUAUCGCCAUCUAAUAAAAAUCUAAAGUCAAUCAAGACAGUUUAUGAAAUGGUUGAUUUGGAACUCAGUAAAUUUUCAAGACAUGUUCAGCUACUUUAUUUUGUGUUACAAAACUCUGUUUUUUUAGAUGAUAAUACCUUGCCACAAUUACUACCAAGAUUUUUUAAAGGCACAUUUAGCGGUGGUUCUUGGACAAAUCCUUUUUCAACGUUUAUUACAGACGAAUAUGGAAAUUCCUCAAAAAAUAAAGCUGUUCCAUCAAAUGAGGUAACUGUUUCAUCUUCCAAGAACUCUUCGAUUACAAGGAUUUCACCAAAGAUGACAGAUACCAUUGCCUCCACAUCAGGCUAUAGUGGAAAUUCAGAAACAAAUUCCCAAGCUGACUCGAAAGCAGGCACAGCCGUAUAUAGUUCGGUAGUUACACCUUUCAACAGGCCUUCUCAUAACAGAACAUUUUCAAGAGCAAGGGUUUCAAAAAGAAAGAAAAAAUAUCCAUUAACUGUAGACACUUUGAAUACAAUGAAAAAAAAAUCUACUCAAAUUUUUGAGAAGCUAAAUAACGCUACAGGUGACCACUUAAAAAUCAUAAGCAAACCCAAAAGCAGAGUUAGAAACUUAGAAAUCAAUUCAAGCACUUAUGAACAGAUAAAUCAAAAUGUUUUAUUAUUAGAGAUAUUGGAGAAUUUAGAUUUAACAAUUUUUAUUAAUUUGAAAAAUUUAAUCAAGACUCCAAGUAUUUUAUUGGAUUUGGAAAGUGAGGAAUUCUUAGUUCACGCCAUGUCGUCAGUCUCUUCAGUAUUAACAGAAUUUUUUGACAUAAAGCAAGCAUUCCAUGACAUUGUGAUUAGACUAAUAAUGACUACACAACAAACAACUUUAGACGACCCUUACUUGUUUUCCUCCAUGAGAUCCAAUUUCCCUGUUGGACACCAUGAACCUUUCAAAAAUAUUGCUAAUACAUCCUUAGUUAAGGGUCCUUUGCAUAAGAAAAACGAGCAACUAGCGUUGUCUUUGUUCCAUGUAUUAGUAAGCCAAGACGUGGAAUUUAAUAACCUUGAGUUUUUGAACAAUUCCGAUGAUUUUAAGGAUGCUUGUGAAAAGUACGUCGAGAUUUCUAAUCUUGCAUGCAUUAUCGUUGAUCAGUUGAUUGAAGAAAGAGAGAACCUGCUGAACUAUGCGGCCAGAAUGAUGAAGAACAAUUUAACUGCUGAAUUGCUAAAAAAUGAGCAAGAGAAGUGGUUCGAUAUUUAUUCAGAAGAUUACAGUGAUGAAGAUUCCGAGAAUGAUGAAGCUAUUAUUGAUGAUGAGUUAGGAUCCGAUGAAUAUACGGAACGCAAAACGGCCAAUAUAGAGAAAAACCUUCCAUGGUUUCUAACUUCGGAUUAUGAAAGCAGUCUAGUGUUUGACUCAAGGGGAAAGAUUCGCGGUGGAACGAAAGAGGCACUGAUCGAACAUUUGACCAGUCAUGAACUUGUGGAUGCAGGUUUCAACGUGACAAUGCUAAUAACUUUUAGGAGCAUAUUAACCGCAAGGGAGUUUUUCUAUGCCCUCAUUUACAGAUAUAAUCUAUAUCCUCCUGAAGGAUUGAGUUAUGAUGAUUACAACAUUUGGAUAGAGAAAAAAUCGAAUCCCAUUAAGUGCCGUGUGGUCAACAUCAUGAGAACAUUCUUGACACAGUAUUGGACUAGAAACUAUUAUGAACCAGGCAUACCUUUAAUUUUAAACUUUGCCAAAAUGGUUGUUUCUGAAAAAAUUCCGGGGGCAGAAGAUCUUCUACAAAAGAUAAAUGAAAAACUGAUAAAUGAAAACGAGAAAGAGAUAAUGCAUAUGAUGCAACAGGAUUCGGUGCAAGUAAUUAGUUCUACGCAGAAACGGGAGAAUAAAUCGCCGACACAUAUUUCUUCAUCUUCUUUGCCAUCCUCCGCUUCUUCAGCAUUUUUCAGAUUGAAAAAAUUGAAACUUUUGGACAUUGAUCCUUACACGUAUGCCACACAACUAACCGUACUCGAACACGACUUGUACCUCAGAAUCACGAUGUUCGAAUGUUUGGAUAGGGCGUGGGGUACCAAGUAUUGUAACAUGGGUGGUUCUCCAAACAUAACAAGAUUCAUAGCGAAUGCAAACACACUUACCAACUUUGUUUCUCAUACGAUUGUCAAGCAGUCAGAUGUCAAGACCCGUUGCAAAUUAACGCAGUAUUUUGUUACAGUCGCACAGCAUUGUAAGGAAUUGAAUAACUUUUCUUCGAUGACCGCUAUCGUUUCUGCUCUAUAUUCUUCUCCAAUUUAUAGAUUGAAGAGGACAUGGAAUCUAGUUUCUAUAGAAUCCAAAGAUAUUUUGAAGAAUUUAAACAAUCUUAUGGAUUCCAAGAGAAACUUCGUAAAGUAUAGAGAGUUACUGCGAUCAGUGACAGACAUCGCAUGUGUCCCGUUUUUCGGUGUGUACCUAUCUGAUUUGACAUUUACAUUUGUUGGGAACGCAGACUUUCUCCAUAAUUCGACGAACAUAAUAAAUUUCAACAAGAGGACCAAGAUUGCGAAUAUCGUAGAGGAAAUCAUAAGCUUUAAAAGAUUUCAUUACAAAUUGAAACGAUUAGAUGACAUUCAGACUGUCAUAGAAGCCUCUUUGGAAAAUGUCCCGCACAUCGAGAAGCAGUAUCAACUCUCAUUGCAAGUAGAACCUAGAUCCGGAAAUACUAAAGGUAACUCACACUCUGCUACCACUAGUGGGACGAAAACUGCAAAGUUUCUAAGUGAGUUUACCGAUGAUAAAAACGGAAACUUUUUGAAACUAGGCAAAAAGAAACCUCCUUCUAGAUUGUUUAGAUAA
This is a messenger RNA of Saccharomyces eubayanus, 4761 nucleotides long. RefSeq names its product Ras family guanine nucleotide exchange factor CDC25 (gene CDC25). The transcript has a single exon. The record is from RefSeq and is a predicted model, not a curated record. Gene Ontology annotation, molecular function: guanyl-nucleotide exchange factor activity; protein binding. Gene Ontology annotation, biological process: Ras protein signal transduction; positive regulation of GTPase activity. NCBI's taxonomy places the organism in Eukaryota, Fungi, Ascomycota, Saccharomycetes, Saccharomycetales, Saccharomycetaceae. The coding region runs from base 1 to 4761 and encodes 1586 amino acids. Gene Ontology annotation, cellular component: plasma membrane.